AUGGGCAUCUUGCCUCGUGGAUCGUCUGGCUAUGGCGCCAACGACCUCUGCACGACUCCAGCAUGUAUUGAGAUUGCGGAUAACAUUCUGGGUAGUAUGGCUACAAAUCAUGCAAAGGUUGAUCCAUGCACCGACUUCGAUGAGCUCGUCUGCGGUAACUGGGCAGAACGCAACCCAAUCCCAGCAGGCGCAGCGUCUGUCGAUGUCCUACGAGCUGUCCAAUAUCACGUAUACGACCUCGUUCGACGCGUUCUCGAGGGUCCCUACCCUUCCGGCCCAGACGCAGGCUGGAUAACAGUCAAUCUCACCAAAGAGGAGACUAAGGCUGAUAAAGAGAAUUUUGUCAAGAUGCAGGAAGCUUACCAAGUCUGCAUGAACACAACGGCCCAUGAGGAAGAGGGUCUCAGCCAACUUCGACAAGUGGCCAAGACUAUUGUAAAGACACUCCCUGCUUCCGGUAACGGAAAGAAAGGAGCUGUAUAUGAUCACUCAAAUGGAAUUGGUCAGCUGAUUACUCUGUUUGAAAGCCUGGGCAUCGAGACGACGCAGAGGUUCAUACAGAUCGCAGAGCCGCUGAACCCAGACAAGAUGGCACUUGGCAUCCAGCCACCCACGGAUUCUGGUCUUCCAUCUACUCCCGAGGAUAUGUUUGAGUUCAUCAAGAUUGCAAGCGAGCUUAUUUACUCUGUUCAUCCUGUCAACUUGACGAGAGGUGGGGCUCAGACUUUGAUGGAGUCGGUCGUCGCCCUUCAACUCUCACUCCAGCCGGUGGCCGCCCCAGAGACAAAUGCAACGGAGGCGGGCCAGGAACAAGAUACGGAAGAGACGCCUGAUGUGAUUCCAUACGUCUCUAUCAACGAUAUCCAAAAGCUCGCUCCACAGCUGAACUUCAAAUACGUUAUUGAUCAAUUGGCGCCAGAGGGGUUCAAUGAUUCCAGGAUCAUAUUCGAAUCCGCAGCGCUGUACUACAACAUCUCGCAGAAGUUCUCCCAGACUCCGCCACUGGUCAUCCAAACUUAUUUCCUUUGGAAAGCCAUCGCUGCUGUUUCUAUCUAUGUCGACUCUCCACAGACUGAGGCCUACAACACGUGGAAAAUGAAGCAGCAAGGUAGAGACCCUGGUAGUCCUUCACCCCGCUGGCAGCGAUGCGCAAUCCUUCUCGAUAACGGCGUUGACUGGAUUGCCAACGACAAAGUCGCUUCUCAGCUCGUCGGUCCUACCGGUCUGACUUGGAUCCUCGCCCGAUUCUUCGCAGAUAAGCACUUUACGCCUGAUGCUAAGAAGUUCACAUCUCAGAUCAUCGAUAAUCUUGAGGAGGCUUUUAUCGGGCGCAUUGGCACCAGAGCUUGGGCUACUGAUAAGGUUAAGAAGACAGCGGUGGAGAAAGUGCGCGCCAUGACGAGCAAGAUUGGCUUACCAACCUCCCCCCAUGUCACCGACGCAAAGGUUGUGAAGAAGUUUUAUUCUGAUAUCGAGAUCACGUCGUCUUUGCUCCUUAAUGCUCUUUCCUUCGCGAAGUCUCGGGUUGCCAAGAACUGGGCAUCCCUUGACAAGCCUGUCGAUCGACAGAAGUUCCCGUCUAGCACUCUCACCACCAAUGCCUUCCAUCAACCCUCAGGAAACACCAUGGUAAUCCUAUCGGGUAUCCAGCAAUCUCCCAUCUACGGUGUUGGCUAUCCCGCAUACAUUACCUACGGCGGCAUGGGAAGUAUUGUUGGGCACGAAAUCACCCAUGGUUUCGAUAACAGUGGCCAUCAGUUUGACAAGACGGGUAACAAGAGCGCUUGGUUCGAUGAAAAGUCUACAGCAGGGUUUAAAAAGUCUAGUGACUGUUUUGUCAAGCAAUACGGCAACUUUACCAUCACUGGUCCCGAUGGAGAAGAAGAAAAGAUUGACGGAGAGCUUACGUUGGGUGAGAACGUUGCAGACGCAGGUGGUAUUCUCUCUAGUUUUGCCGCUUGGAAGAAGUGGGAAAAAGACAAUGGAAAAGCGCAAGACCUACCUGGACUUGGCAACUUCACUCAUGAGCAGUUGUUCUUUGUCAAAUGGGGCCAGAAUUGGUGCGAGAACAUUAAACCUGCGCAGGUCAUUGCUGGAUUGACGGAUGAGCACAGUCCUAACCAGGCCAGAAUUUUGUUGCCGGUGAAGAAUUCUGCUGAUUUCCAGCGGGCGUUCAAAUGUCCUCAGAAGAAACCUGUUUGUGAGCUAUGGUAG
Molecule: messenger RNA, 2214 nt
Organism: Fusarium subglutinans
Lineage: Eukaryota; Fungi; Ascomycota; Sordariomycetes; Hypocreales; Nectriaceae
Product: endothelin-converting enzyme 1
Exons: 2
Coding region: 1-2214 (737 amino acids)
Biological process (GO): protein processing
Cellular component (GO): plasma membrane
Molecular function (GO): metalloendopeptidase activity
Source: RefSeq, a predicted model, not a curated record